UGACGCAUUCGUAGUGCGGAGAGUAAUAGGAUUUUUGUAAAAGAGCGCACCCAAUUUGACACCGACAAGAGACCAAGAGUGCCUAUAAAACAGUAACAGAAUGAAUGCUUGUCAUCAGUUCAAUCCGAUCCGCAAAAGCAAAAGCAACUCAAAAUGAAGACCUUCAUCGCUCUUACCCUCGUGGCCGCGGCCUCCGCCGCUCCCGCCGCUGACAAGCCCGAGCCCGCCUAUAAGCCGUAUGAGCCCCAAUACGCCCCCGCCCCAUACAAGCCCGCCUAUAAGCCCGCUUACAAGGAGCCCGCUUAUGAGGAGCCCCCCAAAUACGAGUACAACUACGCUGUGGCCGAUCACUACUCCGGUUCUGAUUUCACCCAGAACGAGGCCCGCGAUGGUUACUCCACCAAUGGUGGAUACCGUGUGGCCCUGCCCGAUGGUCGCACCCAAAUCGUGACCUACACCGUUCAAGAUGGCAAGUCUGGUUUCGUGGCUGAUGUGCGAUAUGAGGGUGAGGCCCAAUACCCCGAGGAGAAGCCCGCCUACAAGGCCGAGUACAAGCCCAAAUACGCCCCUGUCCCCGCCUACCAACCUGCCCCAGCUUAUGAAGCUUAAAUGUCAAGAAGAUGCCAAAUAUUUAUCAAAAUGUUAAGUGUUACUUCAAAUAAACCACUUUGAUUU
This is a messenger RNA of Tigriopus californicus, 675 nucleotides long. Its product is annotated as cuticle protein 7-like. The transcript has 2 exons. The record is from RefSeq and is a predicted model, not a curated record. Bases 154 to 609 code for a protein of 151 amino acids. Gene Ontology annotation, cellular component: extracellular matrix. Lineage: Eukaryota; Metazoa; Arthropoda; Copepoda; Harpacticoida; Harpacticidae.